Beauveria bassiana ARSEF 2860 is the source of this 6360-nucleotide messenger RNA. RefSeq names its product glutamate synthase. Lineage: Eukaryota; Fungi; Ascomycota; Sordariomycetes; Hypocreales; Cordycipitaceae. The coding region runs from base 1 to 6360 and encodes 2119 amino acids. The record is from RefSeq and is a predicted model, not a curated record. The transcript has 4 exons. Gene Ontology annotation, molecular function: flavin adenine dinucleotide binding; iron ion binding; iron-sulfur cluster binding.
AUGGGUCUGCUCGACGAUUUUGACGACAGAAAAACCCAUAUUGAAGCCGAGCAGGAACAAUACCACCCUUUUGAGUACCAGACCGAGAACAAUGGCUCGUGGGCUGGUGCUUUGCCGGUGAAGCAGGGUCUCUACGACCCCUCCUUGGAAAAGGAUGCAUGCGGUGUCGGUUUUGCUUGCCACAUCAAGGGCAAAGCUAGCCACAAAAUUGUCAGUGAUGCACGCAAUCUGCUUUGCAACAUGACUCACCGAGGAGCCGUUGGCUCCGACGCCAGAGACGGCGACGGCGCCGGUGUCAUGACGUCGAUCCCCCACCGCUUCUUCAUCAAAAACUUUGAAAAAGAGGAAAAUAUCAAGCUACCCCAGCUGGGCCAGUAUGCCGUCGGCAACCUCUUCUUCAAGCCCGACGAGGAGACGUUUGAAGAGUCCAAGAGGCAGCUGGAAGACGUUGCCGAGUCCUUGGGCCUGCGCGUCCUCGGCUGGCGUCGUCCGCCUGUCGACUCGACUCUCCUCGGUCCCGCGGCCAAGUCGCGCGAGCCCAUUAUUGCCCAGCCCUUUGUCGUUCUCGCCUCGGCCUAUGGCACUGGAGUCGAGCCCGAGAAUACGGACCCGGCGACCUUUGACGAGCGCCGUUUCGAGCGCCAGCUCUUCAUCCUCCGCAAGCGUGCCACCCACACCAUUGGCCUGCAUAACUGGUUCUACAUCUCCUCCCUCUCCAACAAGAACAUUGUGUACAAGGGUCAGCUAGCCCCCGUCCAGGUCUACUCCUACUACCAUGAUCUUGUCAAUGCCGACUACGAGGCGCACUUUGCCCUUGUCCACUCGCGUUUCUCUACCAAUACUUUUCCGUCCUGGGACCGUGCCCAGCCGCUGCGCUGGGCCGCCCACAAUGGCGAGAUCAACACUCUGCGCGGCAACAAGAACUGGAUGCGUGCCCGCGAGGGUGUCAUGCAGUCCGACAUCUUCAAGGAAGAGCUUGAGGAGCUGUACCCUGUUGUCGAGGACGGCGGCUCCGACUCGGCCGCUUUUGAUAAUGUGCUGGAGCUGUUGACCAUCAACGGCGUCCUGUCUUUGCCCGAGGCCGUCAUGCUCAUGGUCCCCGAGGCCUGGCAGGGCAACGAGCACAUGGAUCCCAAGAAAGCUGCUUUCUACGAAUGGGCAGCCUGCCAAAUGGAGCCCUGGGACGGUCCCGCGCUCUUUACCUUUGCCGACGGCCGCUACUGCGGCGCCAACCUUGACCGCAACGGUCUGCGGCCGUGCCGCUUCUACGUCAUGGACGACGACCGCAUCAUUUGCGCGUCCGAGGUCGGCACCAUUCCCGUUGAGCCCGAGAGUGUCAUCCAAAAAGGCCGCUUGCAGCCCGGACGCAUGCUUCUCGUCGACACCCAGGCGGGCCGCAUCAUUGACGACAAGGAGCUGAAAGAGGCCGUCGCCAGCCGCCAAGACUUUCGCUCCUGGAUUGAUCGUGAACUCGUGACUAUGCCCAAGGUGCUCGAGGAACUGGAGCCCAAGAUGGACCUCGCGGCCAAGCCCAACGAGACGCUGCUCCAAGAGGACCCCAUGCUACUCUCCUUUGGCUACACCCACGAGCAGGUCUCUUUGCUGCUCGCUCCCAUGGCGGCCGACGAAAAGGAAGCGCUGGGCUCCAUGGGCAACGAUGCACCGCUGGCGUGCCUCACGCAGUCGCCCCGUCUGCUCUACGACUAUUUUCGCCAGCUCUUUGCGCAGGUCACUAACCCGCCCAUCGACCCCAUUCGAGAAUCCAUUGUCAUGUCGCUCGAGUGCUACGUCGGUCCGCAGGGCAACCUGCUCGAGAUGGACGCCUCGCAGUGCGGCCGUCUCUUGUUGCCCAGCCCCAUUCUGUCCAUUCCCGAGUUCAACGCGCUCAAUAAGCUGUCCACCAUUCGCCCCGAGUGGACGGUGCGCACCAUUGACCUGACUUUCCCCAAGUCUGAGGGUGUUGAGGGCUACAUCAAGCACCUCGAUGAGAUUUGCAAUGAGGCGACGGCUGCUAUUGAGGCGCAUGAUCGCAUCAUUAUACUCUCUGACCGCAACACCUCCAAGGACCGCGUUCCCGUCUCAGCGCUUCUCGCAUCCGGCAUGCUUCACCACCACCUUGUGAGUAACAAGUGGCGGUCUAUGGUCGCCCUCAUUGUAGAGACUGCUGAAGCUCGCGAGGUGCACCACAUGUGCGUCCUGCUUGGCUAUGGUGCUGAUGCCAUCAACCCUUACCUGGCCAUGGAGUGCAUUCUCAAGCUCAACCGCGAGAAACUCAUCAAGAAGAAGCUGUCUGACGACACUCUGAUUCACAACUACAAGCACUCCUGCGACGGCGGUAUCCUCAAGGUCAUGAGCAAAAUGGGCAUCUCGACCCUUGCUUCCUACAAGGGCGCUCAGAUUUUCGAGGCGCUUGGUCUCGACGAGACCAUUGUCGAGCGCUGCUUCCGCGGCACCGCGUCCCGCAUCCAGGGCCUCACUUUUGAUCUCCUUGCCGAGGAUGCGUUUCGCUUCCACGAGCGCGGCUUCCCCUCGCGCUACACAGUCGACAUCAAGGCGCUGCCCGAGUCGGGCGAGUACCACUGGCGCGACGGCGGCGAGGCGCACGUCAACGAUCCGACGUCUAUUGCCAACAUCCAGGAUGCCGUGCGCACCAAGAACGACAAGUCCUACGAGGCCUACUCGCGCUCCGAGUACGAGCAAAUCAAGAACUGCACCCUCCGCGGUCUGCUGGAUUUCAAGUUUGAGGACCGCACCCCGGUGCCCAUUGACCAGGUCGAGCCUUGGACGGACAUUGUGCGUCGCUUCUGCACCGGCGCCAUGUCGUACGGGUCUAUUUCCAUGGAGUCGCACUCGACCCUCGCCGUGGCCAUGAACCGCCUCGGCGGCAAGUCCAACACGGGCGAAGGUGGAGAGGACCCGGAGCGCUCCGAGCGCAUGCCCAACGGCGACACGAUGCGCUCCGCCAUUAAGCAGGUGGCUUCCGGCCGUUUCGGUGUUACCUCUGCGUACCUGGCCGAUUCUGACGAACUGCAGAUCAAGAUGGCGCAGGGUGCCAAACCUGGCGAGGGCGGUGAGCUUCCCGGCCACAAGGUGUCCAAGUCGAUUGCCCGGACCCGGCACUCUACUCCCGGCGUGGGACUCAUUUCUCCGCCGCCGCACCAUGACAUUUACUCGAUUGAGGAUCUGAAGCAGCUCAUUUACGAUUUAAAGUGCUCGAGCCCACGCUCACGAGUUUCCGUAAAGCUCGUGUCGGAAGUUGGAGUCGGUAUUGUUGCCUCUGGUGUCGCCAAGGCCAAGGCCGACCACAUUCUCAUCUCUGGUCACGACGGCGGUACUGGUGCCUCGCGCUGGACUGGAAUCAAAUAUGCCGGUCUUCCAUGGGAACUGGGUCUCGCCGAGACUCACCAGACGCUUGUUCUCAACGAUCUCCGUGGUCGUGUUGUGGUGCAGACGGACGGUCAGCUCCGCACCGGCCGCGAUAUUGCCAUUGCCUGUCUGCUGGGAGCCGAGGAAUGGGGCUUCGCCACAGCGCCUCUUAUUGCUAUGGGAUGCAUCAUGAUGAGAAAAUGCCACUUGAAUACGUGCCCUGUCGGCAUCGCUACCCAAGACCCGGAGCUCCGCGCCAAGUUCCAGGGCACACCGGAACAUGUCAUCAACUUCUUUUACUACUUGGCGAAUGAGCUCCGUGCCAUCAUGGCUCAGCUUGGCUUCCGAACCAUCAACGAGAUGGUUGGCCAUGUUGAAGUGCUCAAGAUGCGCGACGAUUUGCGCACCAAAAAGACUGCCAACAUUGACCUGUCCCUGCUGCUGACGCCCGCUCACAAGCUGCGUCCUGGUGUGGCUACUUUCAACGUCCGCAAGCAGGACCAUAAGCUCUACGUCCGUCUGGAUAACAAGCUCAUCUCCGAGGCCGAGCUCACCCUGGAUAAGGGCCUGCCCUCGCGCAUCGAGUGUGAUAUCGUCAACACGGAUCGUGCCAUGGGUACUUCAUUGUCCUACCAAAUCUCCAAGCGCUACGGCGAGUCUGGUCUACCCAUGGACACUGUUCACGUCAACAUCAAGGGCUCCGCUGGUCAGUCCUUUGGUGCUUUCCUUGCGCCCGGUGUCACGCUGGAGCUGGAAGGCGAUGCCAACGACUACGUCGGCAAGGGUCUAUCCGGUGGCCGUCUCAUCAUCUACCCACCCCGCUCUGCCCAGUUCAAGGCGGAAGAGAACAUUCUCAUUGGCAACGUCUGCUUGUAUGGUGCUACCACUGGUACCUGCUUCUUCCGUGGUGUUGCCGCCGAGCGUUUCGCUGUCCGUAAUUCCGGCGCCACCGCUGUCGUCGAAGGUACCGGUGACCAUGGCUGUGAGUACAUGACUGGUGGCCGUGUGCUCAUUCUCGGUAGCACUGGCCGCAACUUUGCUGCCGGCAUGUCUGGUGGUAUUGCUUACAUCCUUGAUGUCAACCGUGACUUUAUGGGCAAGCUCAAUACCGAAAUGGUUGAAGCCGGCCCUCUCGAGGACCCUGCUGAAAUCGCCUACGUCCGCGGUCUUAUCGAGGACCACCAUCACUACACUGGCUCGGAGCUCGCCGCCCGCAUCCUUGUAGACUUUAACCGCGCUCUGCCCCGCUUCAUCAAGGUUCUUCCCGUUGACUAUAAGCGCGUCCUGGAGGAAGAGGCGGCCAAGGCCAAGGAAGCUAAACGUGCCGAGUAUAACCUGCCUGCCGUCGCCGGUGUUCCCUCGCACCCUAAGAAGGAGGGUGAAAAGGCAGCCAAGCUGCAGGAUCUCGAGGAGGCAAUUGGCGACAAUGCCGUUGAGAAGAAGCGAGCUCUGGUGCUGGACAAGACCCGUGGCUUCAUGAAGUACUCCCGCCGCUCCGAAAAGUACCGUGCGGCAUCUGCGCGCACCAAGGACUGGGCGGAACUCAGCUCGCGACUCAACGAGGAUGAGCUCAAGUACCAAUCUGCGCGCUGCAUGGACUGUGGUGUUCCGUUUUGCCAGUCGGAGACGGGCUGUCCCAUUUCCAACAUUAUCCCCAAGUGGAACGAGCUCGUUUUCCAGAACCAGUGGAAGGAUGCCCUCAACCGUCUGUUGAUGACCAACAACUUCCCCGAGUUCACCGGCCGCGUCUGCCCAGCUCCCUGCGAAGGUGCCUGCGUUCUCGGCAUCAACGAGGACCCCGUUGGCAUCAAGUCCAUCGAGUGUGCCAUCAUUGAUCGUGGUUUCGAAAUGGGUUGGAUGGUGCCCCGCAUCCCCGAGGUGCGCACCGGCAAGAAGGUAGCCAUUAUUGGCUCCGGCCCUGCCGGCCUUGCGGCCGCCGAUCAGCUCAACCGCGCGGGCCAUCUCGUUACCGUUUACGAGCGUGCCGAUCGCCUCGGUGGUCUCCUCAUGUACGGCAUUCCCAACAUGAAGCUCGACAAGCGCAUCGUCAAGCGCCGCACCGACUUCAUGGCGGACGAGGGUGUUAUUUUCAAGACUGGUGUCGCCGUGGGUGAAGACGGUCACCCCAGCCUGGAGAACCUACGUGCCGAUAAUGACGCCGUCGUUAUCGCUACAGGUGCCACUGUCGCGCGUGACUUGCCCAUCAAAGGCCGCGAGCUCGAGGGCAUCCACUUUGCCAUGGAGUUUCUGCACAAAAACACCAAGUCGCUGCUGGAUUCGGAGCUGGCGGACAACUCAUACAUCACGGCCAAAGACAAGCACGUCGUCGUUAUUGGCGGAGGCGACACGGGCAACGACUGCAUCGGCACGUCGGUCCGCCACGGCGCCAAGUCGGUGACCAACUUUGAGCUGCUGCCGCAGCCGCCCGACGAGCGCGCCCGUGAUAACCCCUGGCCGCAGUGGCCGCGCAUCUACCGCGUCGACUACGGCCACACCGAGGUGCGUCAGCACACGGGCAAGGACCCGCGCGAGUACUGCAUCAUGUCGGAGGAGUUUGAAGGCGAUGGCAGCGGCAAGGUCAAGGGCAUCAACACCAUCCGUGUCGAGUGGACCAAGAACCCGAGCGGCGGCUGGGACAUGAAGAAGAUGGACGGCUCCCAGCAGUUCUUCCCGGCGGACCUGGUGCUGCUCGCCAUGGGCUUCCUGGGGCCCGAAGCCCGUGUCUUGGGUGAAGAGGUUGAGAAGGACGCGCGCAAGAAUGUGAAGACGCCACCUGGAAAGUAUUGCACCAAUCUGGAUGGUGUGUUUGCGGCGGGCGAUGCGCGUCGCGGACAGUCGCUGAUUGUGUGGGGUAUCAACGAGGGCCGCAUGGCUGCCCGCGAGGUUGACUUGUUCCUGGAGCAAAACACCAACCUACCUGUGACGGGUGGCCUGGUCAAGCGAAAGGCGACUGAGAUUCUGGGCCGUGUUGCGACGACCAAGGUAGCUGCGUAG